Molecule: messenger RNA, 1595 nt
Organism: Cucurbita pepo subsp. pepo (vegetable marrow)
Lineage: Eukaryota; Viridiplantae; Streptophyta; Magnoliopsida; Cucurbitales; Cucurbitaceae
Product: protein TIC 40, chloroplastic
Biological process (GO): chloroplast organization; protein import into chloroplast stroma
Cellular component (GO): chloroplast thylakoid membrane; chloroplast inner membrane
Source: RefSeq, a predicted model, not a curated record
GGUUUUCACUCUCUGAACUAGACCGAAAGCUUUUCAAGGGUUCCAAGCCUAUCUUCUUCUUCUUCUUCUUCUUCUUCUUCUUCUUCAAUCAUUCACUGUUCAUCAUUCCAGCAAACGGAACAACAAAUCAAUGGAUAGGCUCAAUUUAGCACUAACAUCUUCUCCCAAAUUUGUUUUCCUCGGAUAUUCUUCUACUUCUUCUAUAUCCACUCCCACUAGAACCAAUCAAUUAUGUGGAAGCAGGCGCUUGGCAAGCUCCAGGAUUAAGUAUCCUCCCAGAAUUCUUGCUUCUGCUGUUAAUCGUCGAUCCAACCACCGUAUCGUCGUGGCUGAACGGUUUGCAAGUGUUUCUUCUUCGACUACUAGCAAUGAAUCGUCUUCUGUUGGUGUUCCAUCAGUAUCUGCUCCUCCUCCCUCCUCAUAUGUAGGUUCGCCUCUCUUUUGGGUUGGCGUUGGUGUUGGGCUUUCAGCAUUAUUUACAUGGGUGGCUUCUUAUUUAAAGAAAUAUGCAAUGCAACAAGCUUUCAAGACGAUGAUGUCUCAAAUGAAUUCUCAAAACACCCCGAUGAGUAAUUCUACACAACCAUUUGGAUCACCUUUUCCAGUACCUCCGACAUUUGCGACUGGAACGGCAGUUUCUCCAUCUGUUUCUGAAACUGCUGCAUCGAUUGAUGUAACUGCAACAAAAGUUGAAGACGAGCCAGUUACUAAUGUCAAAAGUGAGACAGAGAACAUGGAAGCAAAGAAGUUUGCUUUUGUAGACGUUUCUCCUGAAGAAACUGACCAAAAGAGUCCAUUCAAAGAAGAAGCCACAGACACCGAUGUUUCAAAGAGUGCUCAGCCUCCUGUGGAAUUUCCACAGAAUGGAGCUGCUUCAAAGCAGGCAUUUAACGGUUCAGAGGGAUCACAAUUCAGCCGAAAAUCUGGCAAAACCUUAUCAGUGGAAGCUGUGGAGAAAAUGAUGGAAGAUCCAACAGUGCAAAAGAUGAUAUAUCCCCAUCUGCCCGAGGAGAUGAGAAAUCCAGAAACAUUCAAGUGGAUGAUGCAAAAUCCAUUAUAUCGUCAACAAUUAGAAGAAAUGCUUAACAAUAUGAGUGGAAGCCCUCAAUGGGACGAUCGCCUCAUGGAUUCUUUGAAAAACUUUGAUCUUAGCAGCCCCGAAGUUAAGCAGCAAUUUGAUCAAAUUGGGAUGACACCUGAAGAAGUUAUUUCAAAAAUGAUGGCUAAUCCUGAAAUCGCAAUGGCAUUCCAAAAUCCAAGAGUUCAAGCAGCCAUCAUGGAUUGUUCACAAAAUCCACUGAGCAUAACGAAGUAUCAAAAUGACAAAGAGGUUAUGGACGUCUUCAAUAAGAUAUCAGAACUAUUUCCCGGGGUUUCUGGAGCACCAUGAUAGUUGUAGCCUAUUUUAAUUAUUGAUUAGUAUAUGACAAAACGUGACUCGAAUAUGGAAGAUUGAGAGCAUGCUUCCCGUCCCAUUGCAAAAUAAGUUGGGGAAGUAAUCUUCCUUUUCGAAAUGAAGUUAGCUGAGUAAGGUCUCACCUGCUUCAAUUACAAGAAAUAUAUUGGAAUUUCUGGGUGAGUUAAUUCUUUUUUCC